This is a messenger RNA of Drechmeria coniospora, 717 nucleotides long. RefSeq names its product sybindin-like family protein. The transcript has 5 exons. Gene Ontology annotation, cellular component: TRAPP complex. The record is from RefSeq and is a predicted model, not a curated record. NCBI's taxonomy places the organism in Eukaryota, Fungi, Ascomycota, Sordariomycetes, Hypocreales, Ophiocordycipitaceae. Gene Ontology annotation, biological process: endoplasmic reticulum to Golgi vesicle-mediated transport. The coding region runs from base 1 to 717 and encodes 238 amino acids.
AUGUACAGCACAGUGGGGUUCUGGGACUGGCGUCAGAGCAGUGGCCUCUGUGGCAAACCUUGGUUGGGGGCCAUUGGCACCACUCCGAGUCUUGCGUCUGACUGCAGAGCACGUCUGCAGGCUAGUUCAUGGUCUUGUCGCUCCAUCGCCCGUCGUCGAUGGGAGCAGCCUCAGCUCAGUCGAGGGCGCAGGGAAGCUUGCAUUAUCGCAACGUCAAAUGUUGAUGCGCCCAUCAACGCGCCCAUCACCGCCAUGACUGUAUUCGCCCUCAUCAUCAUCAACAAAGCCGGCGGCCUCGUCUUCCACAAGACCUUUGACGAUGCCGGCUUGAACAAGAUCAGCACAAACGACUAUCUCGUCCUCGCCGGCACCUUGCACGGCGUUCAUGCCAUCACGGCCCGCCUCAACCCCGUGCCGCCACCGCCGCUGGCGACGGGCCCGCACGGCCUCGCCACCAGACCAGAGCCGUCAUCGGGUCUCGAGGUCCUCGAGACGGAAAACUUUCGCAUGCAGUGCUUCAACACCAUGACCGGCACCAAGUUCCUGCUCUUCACCGACACCACGCAGGCCAAUGUCGACCUGACGCUGAGGAGGAUAUACGACCUCUAUGCCGACUACGUUAUGAAAAACCCCUUCUACUCGCUCGAGAUGCCUAUUCGCUGCGAUAUUUUUGACCGCAAGAUACUGUCCUACAUUCGAGAGAUCAACAACCGGUAA